UCACUCCCAGCCAGCAGAUUACAAUGCUGCAAACUAAGGAUCUCAUCUGGACUUUGUUUUUCCUGGGAACUGCAGUUUCUCUGCAGGUGGAUAUUGUUCCCAGCCAAGGGGAAAUCAGCGUUGGAGAAUCCAAAUUCUUCUUAUGCCAAGUGGCAGGAGAUGCCAAAGAUAAGGACAUCUCCUGGUUCUCCCCCAACGGAGAAAAGCUCAGCCCAAACCAGCAGCGGAUCUCGGUGGUGUGGAACGACGAUUCCUCCUCCACCCUCACCAUCUACAACGCCAAUAUCGAUGAUGCCGGCAUUUACAAGUGUGUGGUCACUGGUGAGGAUGGCAGCGAGUCCGAGGCCACCGUCAACGUGAAGAUCUUCCAGAAGCUCAUGUUCAAGAAUGCACCAACCCCACAGGAGUUCAGGGAGGGGGAAGAUGCCGUGAUCGUGUGUGAUGUGGUCAGCUCCCUCCCCCCAACCAUCAUCUGGAAACACAAAGGCCGAGAUGUCAUCCUGAAAAAAGAUGUCCGAUUCAUAGUCCUGUCCAACAACUACCUGCAGAUCCGGGGAAUCAAGAAAACAGAUGAGGGCACUUAUCGCUGUGAGGGCAGAAUCCUGGCACGGGGGGAGAUCAACUUCAAGGACAUUCAGGUCAUUGUGAAUGUGCCACCCACCGUCCAGGCUAGGCAGACCAUUGUGAAUGCCACCGCCAACCUGGGCCAGUCUGUCACCUUGGUGUGUGAUGCUGAAGGCUUCCCAGAGCCCACCAUGAGCUGGACAAAGGAUGGGGAACAGAUAGAGAAUGAGGAAGACGAUGAGAAGUACAUCUUCAGUGAUGACAGCUCUGAGCUGACCAUCAGGAAGGUGGACAAGAACGAUGAAGCCGAGUACGUCUGCAUUGCUGAGAACAAGGCCGGCGAGCAGGAUGCAUCUAUACACCUCAAAGUCUUUGCAAAACCUAAAAUAACCUAUGUAGAGAAUCAGACAGCCAUGGAACUGGAGGAGCAGGUCACUCUUACCUGUGAAGCCUCAGGAGACCCCAUUCCUUCCAUCACUUGGAGAACUUCCACCCGAAACAUCAGCAGCGAAGAAAAGACUCUGGACGGGCACAUGGUGGUUCGCAGCCAUGCCCGCGUGUCAUCCCUGACCCUGAAGAGCAUCCAGUACACAGAUGCUGGAGAGUACAUCUGCACUGCCAGCAACACCAUCGGCCAGGACUCCCAGUCCAUGUACCUUGAAGUGCAAUAUUCCCCCAAGCUACAGGGCCCUGUGGCUGUGUACACUUGGGAGGGGAACCAGGUGAAUAUCACCUGUGAGGUUUUUGCCUACCCCAGUGCUACAAUCUCCUGGUUCCGAGAUGGCCAGUUACUGCCAAGCUCCAACUUUAGCAAUAUCAAGAUCUACAACACUCCCUCUGCCAGCUAUCUGGAGGUGACCCCAGACUCUGAAAAUGAUUUUGGAAAUUACAACUGUACUGCAGUGAACCGCAUCGGACAAGAGUCCUUGGAAUUCAUCCUUGUUCAAGCAGAUACCCCAUCUUCACCAUCCAUCGACCAGGUGGAGCCAUACUCCAGCACAGCACAGGUGCAGUUUGAUGAGCCAGAGGCCACAGGUGGAGUGCCCAUCCUCAAAUACAAGGCUGAAUGGAGAGCACUGGGAGAAGAAGCAUGGCAUGUCAAGUGGUAUGAUGCCAAAGAAGCCAACAUGGAGGGCAUCGUCACCAUCGUGGGCCUGAAACCUGAGACGACAUAUGAGGUGCGGCUGGCGGCCCUCAAUGGCAAGGGGCUGGGAGAGAUCAGCGCAGCCUCCGGGUUCAAGACACAGCCAGUCCGGGAGCCCAGUGCACCUAAACUCGAAGGGCAGAUGGGAGAGGACGGGAACUCUAUUAAGGUGAACUUGAUCAAGCAGGACGACGGCGGCUCCCCCAUCAGACACUAUCUGGUCAAGUACCGAGCGAUUUCCUCUGAGUGGAAACCAGAGAUCAGGCUCCCGUCUGGUAGUGACCAUGUCAUGCUCAAGUCCCUGGACUGGAAUGCUGAGUACGAGGUGUAUGUGGUGGCUGAGAACCAGCAAGGGAAGUCCAAGGCAGCUCAUUUUGUGUUCAAGACCUCGGCCCAGCCCACAGCCAUCCCAGCCAAUGGCAGCCCCACCUCAGGACUGAGCACCGGGGCCAUCGUGGGCAUCCUCAUUGUCAUCUUCGUGCUGCUCCUGGUGGUCGUGGACAUCACCUGCUACUUCCUGAACAAGUGUGGCCUGCUUAUGUGCAUCGCCGUCAAUCUGUGUGGAAAAGCUGGGCCUGGAGCCAAGGGCAAGGACAUGGAGGAGGGCAAGGCGGCCUUCUCGAAAGAUGAAUCUAAGGAGCCCAUCGUGGAGGUUCGAACUGAGGAAGAACGGACCCCAAACCAUGACGGAGGGAAACACACAGAACCCAAUGAGACCACGCCGCUGACAGAGCCCGAGCUGCCUGCCGACACCACAGCCACUGUCGAGGACAUGCUGCCUUCUGUCACCACUGUCACCACUAACUCUGACACUAUCACCGAAACCUUUGCCACUGCACAGAACAGCCCCACCAGUGAGACCACCACCCUGACUUCCAGUAUUGCCCCGCCGGCCACGGCCGCGCCGGACUCAAAUUCUGUGCCCGCUGGGCAGGCCACCCCUUCCAAGGGGCCCAGCGUUGCUGCCUCCUCCCCGCCCCCAGCUUCAGCCCCUAAGGUUGCGCCCCUUGUUGACCUGAGUGAUACCCCGACCUCAGCUCCUGCCAGCAAUUUGUCUUCUAGUGUCCUGGCCAAUCAAGGAGCUGUCCUCAGCCCAAGCACCCCAGCCAGUGUGGGGGAGGCCUCUAAGGCCCCUGCGGCCAGCAAGCCGACCCCCGCACCAACCCCCACCCCCGCUGGAGCAGCCAGUCCCCUAGCAGCAGCAGCCGCCCCUGCCACAGAAGCCCCCCAGGCCAAGCAGGAGGCUCCCAGCACCAAAGGCCCGGACCCGGAGCCCACCCAGCCCGGCGCUGCGAAGAGCCCACCUGAGGCAGCCACAGCCCCCGCUAGCCCGAAGAGCGAGGCUGCCUCCGUCAGCGCCACAAACCCUUCCCAGGGCGAGGACUUUAAAAUGGACGAAGGGAACUUCAAGACCCCAGAUAUUGACCUUGCAAAGGAUGUUUUUGCAGCCCUGGGCUCUCCUGCUCCCGCCGCUGGGGCCAGUGGACAAGCCCCUGAGCUUGCUCCUUCCACUGCAGACAGCUCUGUUUCGCCUGCACCAGCAAAGACCGAGAAGGGCCCUGUAGAAGCAAAGUCGGAGUCCCAGGAGUCAGAAACAAAGCCAGCGCCAGCCGAAGUCAAGACGGUCCCCAACGACGCCACACAAACAAAGGAGAAUGAGAGCAAAGCAUGAUGGGUGAUGAGCAACGAGCAGAAAUCAAAAUAAAAAGUGACACAGCAGCUUCACCAGAGCAUUUCCAA
Molecule: messenger RNA, 3448 nt
Organism: Marmota flaviventris (yellow-bellied marmot)
Lineage: Eukaryota; Metazoa; Chordata; Mammalia; Rodentia; Sciuridae
Source: RefSeq, a predicted model, not a curated record